Alternaria burnsii is the source of this 1710-nucleotide messenger RNA. RefSeq lists its product as uncharacterized. NCBI's taxonomy places the organism in Eukaryota, Fungi, Ascomycota, Dothideomycetes, Pleosporales, Pleosporaceae. The transcript has 3 exons. The record is from RefSeq and is a predicted model, not a curated record. Bases 1 to 1710 code for a protein of 569 amino acids.
AUGCUCGACCGCAUAUGGGAUGAAACCGCCGCCCUCGGCACGGCUCCCAUAUUCGACGAUGCUGUCUAUCUCUCCGAAGCCCUGGGCCUGCCUAUAAAUCAGAAUGAAGACCAUCUCGACGCUGAGUUGGCCCUGCUUGCUCGCGAAUCCGGUAUCCCGGAUCCUUAUCGCUUCCUACCCCCGCCCAAAACCAUUUCUCGUGCAAUCUCGACUAUGACGUUGGAUAGCGAUCAGAGGAGUUCCCGCUCAAUUCAUUCCCAGGAAACACAGUCAACGAGCUUCACCUCGGCGCCUUCCCGGACAUCAAGAGACCAUCUAUUCUCUAGCGACGGCUCAACCACGAAGAGAGUGCCCGCAACGCUUCCACAGCCCACAUGUAUUGUCGAGAACCCUAAAACCGUCGCUGAACGUCCUGAGUGUGACUUCAAGUCAAGGCAAUCAUCGACACUGUCCAUCGUUCCUUCUGUCGUUUCUAGCUCGACAUCGUCACGGCAAGCGCACUCGCGGAAGAAACGUAGCUCCGCCAUCUUCUCCAUGUUUCGAAGAGACUCGGGUGGCACUUGCACUACGUCGGUCUCACACCACGGACACCACAGCAAGCCACGAGGCGCAAAGCUAGCAUGCGGUCAUACGUUGUCCGACUACGAUAUCCGCGCGCAUACACAGGAGGCGUCAAAGAGAGGCUCACAUGUUACGCCCGAAUGCUGUGGAAGCGCAAUACCGCGCUCAGUAUUGGAGAUCGUUCAGACGAAAGAAGAGACUAAGCUUGUUAUGGAUCAUGCUGUCGACCUGUCCGACUCCGCUUUCCGUGACUCUGGCUAUUGUGAGAUCGCAAUAUCAACUGCCGACCCGCCACAUCCAACCAAAAAUCUUCCACGUUCAGAAAAGCCUUCUGCUUUGGCGCAAGUUCCAACCAGACGCAGCCGGCACGAGGCGAUCAAUAUUGACUCAGCGUUGGCGAACGAGGCUUUCAAGAGCUUCAGGACACAACAAAAGGAGCAGUUUGAACGUGUUUCUUCUUUCGAGUGCAAUCAGAGAAAAGCUUUGUCAACGUACCAUCGGUGCUCCAUGGUGCUUCUAGAGGCGCAAUAUAGGAUCAAGAGAGAGGAGCGAGUUGAAAAGCACAACGAGGACCUCGAGCGGCUAGAAGAACGACAGCUCCUCGCUGAACAUGACCUUCUGAAAGCACAAUCCCAGGAAACACAAAACGUAGCAACAGCAUUAAAGUAUAUCGAGGCUUACUGCUUGGGUACAAGAAACGAUGAGGAGCGCGCGCAUACGGUGUCAGAAGAAGAUUUCAAGAAGCUAGAUCGUCAAAGAAUGAUUCAACAGGAUCUCCCAAGAAAGCACGCGAGUGCGAUCAACGUUUUACGGGCAAAGCAAGAGUUGGACACAAAACGAAGGGCAGAAAAGCAGGAGGCAGAGCUGCAACAAUUGCUUGUAGAUCAUGAAAAUGAAAAAGUUGGGAAAGAGGCUGAAUAUCAGAAAGAGUUGGAGAGACUUGGCGCAGUCAUCGAAGAGAGACGAAAGAGGCUGUUGCAGAGGUGGGAUCUCAAAUUUGAGAUGUGGCGACGAGACUGGGAAGCGCAACACAACACGACUCUGACGGCGGAACUCGAACAUGAGGACUGGCCGUCUCGCAAAGCGGAUCAUGCCAUUUCCAUACCCGAAACAAGUUCGCUUGCUCGAUAUGUCAAGGCUGCAGCUUGA